AUGGAUGCUGUUUCUGAAGCAAAUGGCACCUUUCCCCUCCGCCUUCUCAAGAUGCUGUGUGAAGACAACCCUUCUCCCAACGUGCUCUUUUCUCCUGCCAGCCUCUCCUGGGCCCUGGUGGUCCUCCCGGGGGCAAAAGGGAACACUGCUGCCCAGAUUGCCCAGGCACUCUCCUUGAGCACAGAGAAGGACAUUCAGGUGGGUUUCCAGGUCCUUCUUGUGGAAGUGAACAGUCCUGGCUCUCAGUUCCCGCUCUGAUCGGCCAGCAGGCUCUUUGGAGAAAAGACAUUUGAAUUCCUCUCAACCUUUUAGGAGUCCUGUCUUCAGUUCUAUCACGCUGAGCUGGAGCAGCUUCCCAUUGUCGAAGCUGCAGAAGGGUCCAGGAGUCAUAUCAACACCUGGUGUCAAAGAUGAUUGAAGACUGAUGGUAAAAUUCCUAACCUGUUACCAGACAACUCUAUUAAAAAAGAGACCAGGCUGCUUCUUGUCAAUGCCAUGGACUUCAAAGGAAGAUGGAAUGGACCCUUCCAGAAAACAUGCACAAAGAAAAUGCCUUUUAAAAUAAGCCAGGAGCAGAGGCCCGAGCAGAUGAUGUUCCAGGAGGCCACCUCGCCUACUAAGGAGGCGAAGGCCCGGGUGCUGGAGCUGCCCUCUGGGGGCGAGGAGCUGAGCAUGCUCAUUCUGCUGCCUAAACACAAGGUGGACCUCAGCCAGGUGAGGAAAAAAAACCUCACUUUUGAGGAAUUCAUAGCCUGGACCAAGCCAUCCUGGAUGAGGAGCACUGACUUGGAGGUUUUCCUUCCAAGAUUUCACCUGGAUGAGGGCUAUGACAUGGCCCCUGUGCUUCAGCGUUUGGGAAUAGCUGAUGCCUUUCGGGACAAAGCUGACUUUCCCUCAAUGUCAGUCAGGAAAGAGCUGUUUCUGACCAACAUUGUGCACAGAAGUUUUCUGGAGGUGAAUGAGGAAGAGACCGAGGCUGCAGCUGCCUCAGAGAUGGACAUGGCCAUCAGCUACUUGGUUGUACCGGCAAGAUUCUGUGCAGACCAUCCCUUCCUUUUCUUCGUCAGGCACAACAAAGCCAACUGCAUUCUGUUCAGUGGCAGGUUUUCCACUCCAUAA
Molecule: messenger RNA, 1119 nt
Organism: Eptesicus fuscus (big brown bat)
Lineage: Eukaryota; Metazoa; Chordata; Mammalia; Chiroptera; Vespertilionidae
Gene: SERPINB9
Product: serpin family B member 9
Biological process (GO): negative regulation of endopeptidase activity
Cellular component (GO): cytoplasm
Molecular function (GO): serine-type endopeptidase inhibitor activity
Source: RefSeq, a predicted model, not a curated record